GCGUUGCCGAAGAGGGACGAACAAAACAAAAUAAAUAAAGCGUAAAAUACGCAAGUCAGUCAAAAAUAAUAUAAAAUUCGUAGUUUUUUCUUCAAAAUUCUCAGUAAUUUAUUGGAUUUAUAAAAUGGAUGGUGACUAUUUUGGUUGGAACUUACUUCUGAGAACCAUUGCCCAUGAUGUUCAAAGUGAUUUUGACAUCCUCGUUGCUGUAGUACACUGGCACAUGACCCGUAAAGGAUUCUCCUGUUUGGGCAUUGGAUGCGAUAAUAUAUAUGUGGACACAGAUAAGGGAUCAGAACUACUUCCGGACGAUUGGAAUGCUCAGGGAGACGUUUAUAGAUUGAGGUAUGUGCGUGAUGGAGAGCUCUUCAUUCUCACGGCAGUGAAGAAAGAGGAAAUGGUGGCUCUGUUUAAUUUGAUCAUCAUGAAAAAUAUGGAUCUAAGAAAUGUGGAGUUUAAAGUGGAGGACACCGUACGUGGGAGGACAGGAAGUCUCACAGAAGUACUCAAUGACGCUCCAAACGUUCUCAAGAAGAUUGAUGAGAAAUUGCUAAUUUCCAAGGCGGAGCAGGAUAGCUGGAAGGCAAAAGAGAAAGCAAGAAGGGAGAGACAUGAUCUCGAUGAUGAACAAAGUAGUCCUCUUGAGGUUCGUGGCUUUGACGUUCAUCGUAGAUUUCCAGAAAAUCCAUUUAGUGUGGGACGCGGGGAUUUGGACCCUCUGGGAAGAUUGGGUGGGGGGAUGCUCUUCCCCAGUCCAGAUAUGCCUUUUGCAGGCGGUAUCCCGGAUCCGGGUUUUGGUAUUCCUGGGGGUUUACCACGGGGAGCAGUACCACCAGGAGCACGUUUUGAUCCAUUCGCACCACAACCAACAAAUCCCCUUCGGGGGCCAGGAGGAGGACGUCCCAGGGGCGGUAGUCCGGACAAUGAUCAUUUCCCACCACCUGGCUACAAUGAUAUGUUUAUGUAAAGAGCUCACAGCAUUGAAUUUUUGGAAAUAAAACAUUCUUUUGAGAGAUAUUAA
Molecule: messenger RNA, 1021 nt
Organism: Lutzomyia longipalpis
Lineage: Eukaryota; Metazoa; Arthropoda; Insecta; Diptera; Psychodidae
Gene: PI31
Product: proteasome inhibitor PI31 subunit
Exons: 2
Coding region: 125-967 (280 amino acids)
Biological process (GO): proteasome-mediated ubiquitin-dependent protein catabolic process
Molecular function (GO): proteasome binding; endopeptidase inhibitor activity
Source: RefSeq, a predicted model, not a curated record